This is a messenger RNA of Ilex paraguariensis (yerba mate), 531 nucleotides long. The record is from the annotation of a GenBank genome assembly. Lineage: Eukaryota; Viridiplantae; Streptophyta; Magnoliopsida; Aquifoliales; Aquifoliaceae.
UGGAGCCAAAACCAAAACAUACGGUACCUGCUGAAUCCCGAGAGCGUAAAUUGCAGAGAGAAGAGUAGAGAAGUGAAGAUGGAUGGAAGGCGAGUGAGAAGGGCUGGGAGAGGACAAAAUCAGACCCUCCUGCCCCUCCGCGUCAGGCACCUGUCCAACACUGUUUCUUGUUGGUACUGUGAUUUCAAGACAUCGGCCUUGAAUGAACCACUAUUCCGUUUCGGACGAAGACAUGCAAGGUGUUUGAGAGUCUGGUUUUCUGUUGGGAUAGGUUUUAGUCUUACCGCACUGCUUGGAGUUACUAUGGUUCUUAUAUGGGAAUUAGCCAGGGCUCUGCAUUUCUACAGUGGGAAGGGCCAGCUCAGCAGUCGUUUGAGUGAAUCUUUGCUUGGGUUUUCCCCUUUGGUUUUUGGAUUGAGUAUCUCACUUGCUGAUGUUGGUUACAUAUGUAUAUCUACCGUUGUAUCUGUAUCUGCACAUGAAUUUGGGCAUGCUCUUGCUGCUGCAAGGUGCCACUUUUAUGGGAAGUAG